Messenger RNA from Melanotaenia boesemani (Boeseman's rainbowfish), 3623 nucleotides. It is a transcript of the gene prkci, whose product is annotated as protein kinase C, iota. Lineage: Eukaryota; Metazoa; Chordata; Actinopteri; Atheriniformes; Melanotaeniidae. The transcript is spliced from 18 exons. The coding region runs from base 251 to 2014 and encodes 587 amino acids. The record is from RefSeq and is a predicted model, not a curated record. Gene Ontology annotation, biological process: protein phosphorylation. Gene Ontology annotation, molecular function: protein binding; ATP binding; diacylglycerol-dependent serine/threonine kinase activity.
GUCUUGUCCAUCAUUAGGCCUUUGCGGUAGGGAGUUGCUUGGCGGAUCCUGCAAGUUUUUCUCUACUUUACAUGUAAAUUUUGUUUGGAAAAAGAAGGCCAGAUUCUCAGUUUUUGUCAACUUUUGUCUCGUUAGUUAUUCGACUUAUCGUGUGAAGAUACAAACAACAUAUUUUGGGGCGUGGUGUACUCGUUCAAAGCCAAAGAGGGAAGGGAGGUAUCGGUGAGUCUGAGUGUCCGCGGCGGAGCUUAUGAUGCCGACGUUGCGGGACAGCACCAUGUCCCACCCCGGCGAGAAUUCCCACCAAGUCCGGGUAAAAGCUUAUUAUAAAGGGGACAUCAUGAUCACGCAUUUUGAACCAUCCAUCUCAUAUGAGAGUCUGUAUGGGGAGGUGAAGGACAUGUGCUCCAUGGACAAUGACCAGCUCUUCACCAUGAAGUGGAUCGAUGAGGAAGGUGACCCCUGUACCGUGUCCUCUCAGCUGGAGUUGGAGGAAGCGCUGCGCCUCUAUGAACUCAACAAAGACUCAGAGCUCAUUAUCCACGUGUUCCCAUGUGUACCAGAAAAACCCGGUAUGCCCUGUCCAGGAGAGGACAAGUCAAUAUAUCGCCGCGGUGCCCGGCGCUGGAGGAAGCUUUAUUAUGCGAGCGGUCACGCCUUUCAGGCCAAACGCUUUAACAGGCGAGCUCACUGUGCCAUCUGUACAGAUCGGAUCUGGGGUCUGGGAAGACAAGGUUACAAAUGCAUCAACUGCAAACUACUGGUGCACAAGAAGUGCCAUAAACUAGUCACAGUAGAGUGUGGCAGACCGAUGAUCCAGGAACCAAUUAUGCCCGGCCCUCCAUCAAGUCAGUUAGACCCUGAACAUCAAGGGCCUCAGAAUAAAGACUCCAGAGAAAGCUUGAAUUACGAUGGAGAAGAGAAAGAGGCACGGAGCAGUAGAGACACAGGGAAAUCGCCCUCCAGCCUGGGUCUGGCAGACUUUGAUCUGCUUCGGGUCAUCGGCAGAGGCAGCUACGCCAAGGUGCUGCUGGUCCAGCUGAAGAAGACGGAGCGCAUCUACGCCAUGAAAGUUGUCAAGAAGGAGCUGGUCAAUGACGAUGAGGACAUUGAUUGGGUCCAAACAGAAAAGCACGUCUUUGAGCAGGCCUCUAAUCAUCCCUUCCUGGUCGGUCUCCACUCUUGUUUCCAGACAGAAAGCAGACUUUUCUUUGUUAUUGAAUAUGUAAAUGGUGGCGAUCUUAUGUUCCACAUGCAGAGACAAAGGAAACUCCCAGAAGAACAUGCCAGAUUCUACUCAGCAGAGAUCAGCCUGGCGCUUAACUACCUCCAUGAGCGGGGAAUCAUCUACAGAGACUUGAAACUGGACAACGUAUUGCUGGAUUCUGAGGGACACAUCAAACUUACAGAUUACGGCAUGUGCAAGGAGGGUUUGAGACCAGGCGAUACAACAAGCACUUUCUGUGGUACCCCCAAUUACAUUGCUCCCGAAAUACUCAGAGGAGAGGAUUACGGCUUCAGUGUGGACUGGUGGGCGCUGGGUGUGCUGAUGUUUGAGAUGAUGGCGGGCCGAUCGCCUUUUGAUAUCGUUGGCAGCUCUGACAACCCAGACCAGAACACAGAAGACUACCUCUUCCAAGUAAUCUUGGAAAAACAGAUCAGAAUCCCCCGCUCACUGUCAGUCAAAGCUGCCAGUGUACUCAAGGGAUUCCUCAACAAGGAUCCUAAAGAUCGUCUGGGCUGCCACCCUCAGACAGGCUUUGCCGACAUCAUGGGCCAUCCGUUCUUCCGAAACGUUGACUGGGACCUUCUGGAGCAGAAACAGGUGGUCCCUCCCUUUAAGCCCAACAUCUCAGGAGAAUUUGGACUGGAUAACUUUGAUGCCCAGUUUACCAAUGAGCCCAUCCAGCUCACACCUGAUAAUGAUGAUGUGGUGAAGAAGAUCGACCAGUCUGAGUUUGAAGGGUUUGAGUACAUCAACCCUCUGCUGAUGUCUGCGGAGGAGUGCGUGUGAGAGAAAUGACGUCUGUGCUCAUGAACACCACCCACGCGCACACACCCUCUCACACAUGUUUACGUGUCGUCUCAGUGUCUUCAAUCUGCAUGGUUACGAGACAACCCGGCGACAUCAACCUUCUGUCCGAAGGCCCCACAUGCACAGUAGAACGCUUAUUUGCCAAAACCAGUCUCACACUCUGCCAUUUAUUACCACUUGCCCUUAAGCCUACCUUCUUUCUUAAUUAUUUUUAUAUCAUGUAAAUCUGCACUGAUAUCAGUUUUCUCAUCACGGCUGCUCAUCUGUGGCCACAAAGUUCUUCCGAGGUUGCUGUACGUGGGUGUGGGAGAGACCAGACAUGGCCCCUGACAGACUGAGCAUCCUCUCCUUCCUGCUGGUGGGGUGCUUUCAAUGCAUAUUUUAUUUGUAAAUAUAAGAAAUUACUAUUGAGAACAAACAUUAGACAAGGCCUUUUUAGCUUCAAGCCACAGUCAGACAGAAAUGACAUCUUAAUCGUCAUUUUGAAAUUAGCUUUGUCUUGACUACCCUUAUGUAGAAAAAGAAGCAUAACAGUAGCCUUUUGAAAAAAGAAAAAGAUAAAAAUCUAUAUAUUUUCUCAAUUUAUUUAACAUCAUACCAAUCAUGAAAGUGUUAAAUGUCCAGCCUGAGUAAGAGAUAUAAAUCAAUACUCAACAUCUGGAAAAUAAAGAGUCUGCUUCAGAUCCCUUUUCCCAGAAUGAAGGAAGCUAAACAGCAGCAUAACACUAAUAAUGAGUUAAUGCUCUCAAACUGUGAAUGACAGAGCUGCUGGGAAAGGGGCUGGAAGAAUAGCACAAAGUACCUGACCGCUGGAGCACAGGAGUAAUGUUGCUGUGCAGACCUUCCAUGAAAUAAACAUUCACACAGGACCAAAAACAUUUUUCUGAAAAAUGUCUUGCUGGUACGUAUUAGAUGGUACAGUAUACAUAAAGGAAGAUGUGCUGUCCUAAGUCAUAGAAUUUAUAUUCAGAUUUUUUUUUCAUAUUUUUAAUAUUAUGCCUUUCUAAAAAACAAACCUUUACUCUGUUAUUUUUUGUUGUAUUUCUUUUCCAUUCCAUGUGCGUCUUUUUGUUGUAAAUCAAAACACUGAUUGUUGAAACAAGAACACGGUAAGAGGUCCAAACCUAAGACACAGUGCAAUUUUGGUCCUGACAUGUGGCUUUAAAACUGUUAUCUGCUCCAUAUUUACCACAUGCAGCCUGCAUCUCACGUUCUGGAUAAUGGAUUUUACUAAACUGCUUGAAAGCACACAAAAACCCAGAAGACUGACUCUCCACUCUGUGAAUGUAGACGCUAAGCGAUGGAUCAUUCGGCCUCCUUGUUUGGAGCAUGUUUCUGGGCUCACGUGGUCAGUGGAGGAUCAGUCAUCUGUUACGUAUUUUUUUCUUUGCUUUAUUGUUACUUUUCAUUUGAAUCAGAUUUCAUUUUGAUUCAUUUUUAUCACUACAUUGAUUCCAAAAUGUUACUGGGAGAACCCAAUGGAAACAUUAUUGUUUGUAUUUGUUGUUUUGUGGAUGUUUACCACCCACAGGACUUUAUUAUUAGUGUUGGAAAAAAAACAGAUGGUAAAAUAAACAUUUUAUUUCUC